UGCCUGGGUAACGUAACAACCACGUCAUCACGUUUGUGCGUCCAACUAUUUCCGGUUCGAGUAGCAGCCAUCUUGUUUCCUCUUGCUAGCUAAAUAAAAUAAAUAAUACGCUGAGCCGGACUUCACUUCGAACACGUUAAACAAACAGAUUAGAGGAUGUCCGCAGAUGCGUUCGGAGCCGGAGGCAGCGAUGCCCAGCAAACCCUGCAGUCCUUCUGGCCUCGAGUCAUGGAGGAGAUCAGGAACCUGACUGUGAAGGAUUUCCGUGUGCAGGAGUUGCCACUGGCCCGGAUCAAAAAAAUCAUGAAGCUGGAUGAGGACGUCAAGAUGAUCAGUGCAGAGGCUCCGGUCCUGUUUGCCAAGGCAGCACAGAUCUUCAUCACAGAGCUCACACUCAGAGCAUGGAUCCACACCGAGGACAACAAGAGACGCACGCUACAGAGGAAUGACAUUGCCAUGGCGAUAACAAAGUUUGACCAGUUUGACUUCCUGAUCGACAUUGUGCCCCGGGACGACCUGAAGCCGCCUAAAAGACAGGAGGAGAUGCGUCAGUCAGUAGCUCCUGCCGAGCCGGUGCAGUACUACUUCACUCUGGCGCAGCAGCCUGGAGCUGUGCAGGUUCAGGGUGCUCAGCAGGGCCAGCAGCCCGGGGCACAGACAGCCACCACCAUCCAGCCUGGACAGAUCAUCAUCGCUCAGCCACAGCAAGGACAGAUGCUGCAGGGUGCCACCAUGCAGCAGUUUCAGCAAGUGCAGAUGCUGCAAGGUGCCACCAUGCAACAGUUACAGCAAGUGCAGGUGCAGUCACAGGGCACACCCAUCACGAGUGCACCUGUAACCAUGCAGGUGGGUGACGGCCAGCAGGUACAGAUUGUCCAAGCCCAGGGUCAAGCUCAGCAAGGUCAAGGUCAGGGCCAAACCAUGCAGGUCAUGCAGCAGAUCAUCACCAACACAGGGGAGAUCCAGCAAAUUCCGGUGCAACUAAACACAGGCCAGCUGCAAUACAUCCGUCUAGCCCAGCCUGUGUCCGGAGCGCAAGUGGUUCAAGGACAGAUCCAGACUCUCGCCAAUGCCCAGCAGCUCACACAGGCAGAUGUACAACAAGGACAGCAGCAGUUCAAUCAGUUCACUGAUGGACAGCAGUUGUAUCAGAUUCAGCAGGUGACGAUGCCGGCAGGACAGGAGCUGACCCAACCGAUGUUCAUCCAGUCCACCAACCAGACGGUGGACGCACAGGUCACGCAGGUCAGCACAGACUGAGCCCAACCAGGAACCUUUUUCUCCACACACACACAACAUGCAUACCAGACCAUGUGAUGCGGCCAGAGGACACCGACUUGGACAAUGGACACUUUUAAAUUUCAAGCACUGCUCUUGUAGAAGAGGGACAUGAAACGUUAUUUGUUUUUGUAAUACAUUUAGGGUUAAGACACAAAAAAGGGACUCUGAUUUAUCCAAAAGUUCGUGUUAAGUUUCGUCGAUGGUUAGACACAGGUGUACAUUCACCUACAUCUGUAGAGAAAAUAUGCAUCCACUGCCACAGUCCCUGAAAAGUCUCUACACGGAUCAUCUAUUCUUCCUCUCAUCUCAUGUCCAAACCUCAAAGAUUUUCUAAACAUACAAUUGUGCUUUAUUUCUUGCUCCUGGAUUUCUGCUCUUUAUUUGGAAAUGAAUUGGGAAUACGUCUGUCUCUGUCUAUACGACCUGCUCCUGGCAUCACUGUGGGAUUCUUCACAUCCUGCUUUCCUUCUGGGACACCACAAGUAAUACUUUAUUGUUUUCAAUGUAGUUGCUGGAUACAUCGAAGCCAUAUACCUCAUAUAUCACUUUCUACAACAGUCAAUCUAAGAGAUCUUGAGAAGAGGUUAUAAGGUUCAAUGAUGCAUUUAGUUUCUCUUUUGUGUUGUAUUCCUCUUUGAUGAUGAAGCAUGACUUUAUGUUUUAAGGGCUUCAAACUGUAGAGGUUCAUUUUGUAUUUGUGCUUUUAUUUCGAGAAGACAAACAGUCAUCAAUACUCCUCCGUGUUGUUCCUUUCUUCCUCUCGUUGUCUUUAGAGCGGAGAAUCUCUUCUCUGCCUCUGCAGUUUCCCACAACCCUCUCUGCCCGGCUGGUUUUAAAGUCGUUUGCCCUCGUUUAAGUCUCAUGUACAAACACAUGACUCCGUCUGGAGCCAAAAACCUUUUUAUAAAACCUUUUUUUCUUUUGGUUUUGAGAUGAUGUUUUGUUGCAUAUCUUCCCCCCUCAUUUUUUGUACAGUAAUGAUUAUGAAUGUUCUUAUAAUUGUUGUUUUCGCAUGUAGUUAAAACUGCCAGCAUGACAUGCAAUAGAUAGGUACAGUUUUAUUUUUGAUGUUCCUUUUUGUAAGCAAACUUUGUUUGUGAGAAAAAAAUAAAAACCAUAACUUGU
Molecule: messenger RNA, 2406 nt
Organism: Eleginops maclovinus (Patagonian blennie)
Lineage: Eukaryota; Metazoa; Chordata; Actinopteri; Perciformes; Eleginopidae
Gene: nfyc
Product: nuclear transcription factor Y, gamma
Exons: 12
Coding region: 157-1260 (367 amino acids)
Biological process (GO): regulation of transcription by RNA polymerase II
Cellular component (GO): CCAAT-binding factor complex; nucleus
Molecular function (GO): DNA-binding transcription activator activity, RNA polymerase II-specific; protein heterodimerization activity; RNA polymerase II cis-regulatory region sequence-specific DNA binding
Source: RefSeq, a predicted model, not a curated record